Messenger RNA from Triticum dicoccoides, 3542 nucleotides. Its product is annotated as putative disease resistance protein RGA4. The record is from RefSeq and is a predicted model, not a curated record. Bases 489 to 3542 code for a protein of 1017 amino acids. Gene Ontology annotation, biological process: defense response to other organism. NCBI's taxonomy places the organism in Eukaryota, Viridiplantae, Streptophyta, Magnoliopsida, Poales, Poaceae. The transcript has 5 exons. Gene Ontology annotation, molecular function: ADP binding.
UCUUGCUACAGUCCUAUACUCCUAUACUCCUGCUUGCCUCCAGUAUGCUGGUGGUAUUGUGGAUCUGGGAAAGUUUUGUCUCAGUCGAUUGUGUUGGCCAUUCCUAUUGCUCCACAGAUCACUCAUAAUAGAACUGAUCCUGCGCCGCUCUCAUCGAUGUUGUAUCACUCUCAUCGCUGUCUUAUCAGUUUAAUUACUGGCAUCAGGUGUAGCAGCAUGGUUUUCUCAUGGUGAUUGACCGAUAAUCUUCUAUUAUCCAUUUUUAUUCUAGCUUGGGCUCAAUCUUACGAGAUCUUAUUAGAGGAGGUGGGCUGACUAUCGGAGUAAAAUGCAUCUUCAAAAUGAUCACUAUUGAUUGUUGUUAUUGAUGUUUUUCUCCUUACUGGAAGACUGGUUUGUAAGGCUUCACUUUUUGCCAUUCUCUGAAACAAGUCACCCUGGUAUUUUUUGGUGGACCUCCCCCUUGUUCGUGCAAUUUCAUUUGUUUGAUGGCAGCCAUUCUAGCAUGUUUACUUGGAUCAUGUGCCAAUAAGUUGAAAGAUAUCAUUAUUGAUGAAGCCAUAUUAAUCCUAGGGGUGGAAAAAGAGCUCUCAGAAGUACUGCGACGAGUAGAACUAAUACGGUGUUGCAUAUAUGAUGCUGAGAAAAGGAGGACAGAGGAGCGAGCAGUAAACAAUUGGCUUGAUCAGCUGAGAGAUGUUAUGUAUGAUGUUGAAGAAAUCUUGGACGUGGCUAGAUGUAAAGGAAACAAGCUACUUCCUGACCACCCUUCAUCAUCAUCAGGCAAAUCAGUUGCAUGUAAAGGCCUUUCUGUUUCCUCUUGUUUUUGCAACAUUGGGCCACGCCAUGAUGUUGCUGUUCGGAUUAGAAGCCUCAACAAGAAGAUAGAGAACAUUUUAAAGGACAAUAUAUUUUUAACAUUCAAAAGUAGUACAGAACCUACUGGAAAUGGUCGAACAUCCAAAAUAAUAAGAAGUUCCAACCUUGUUGAGCCCAACCUUGUGGGAAAAGAGAUAAUACAUUCUAGCAGGAAGCUGGUGGACUUAGUUCUUGCAUGCAAAGAAUACAAGUCAUACAAGAUCGGUAUAGUUGGAACAGGCGGAGUAGGAAAGACAACACUAGCUCAGAAAAUAUACAAUGACCAAAAAAUAAAAGCAAGCUUCCAGAUGCACGCAUGGAUUUGUGUUUCACAAGACUACAGUGAAGUGACUCUUCUUAAAGAGGUUCUCCGCAAUAUUGGUGUGCAUCAUGAGCAAGGUGAAAGCAUAGCUGAGCUGCAGAGGAAGCUUGCAGAAACAAUUGAAGGGAAGAGUUUUUUUCUAGUUCUGGAUGAUGUGUGGCAUUCAAACAUAUGGAUGGAUUUAUUAAGACCUGCAUUACAUGAAACAACUGUCGGAGUAAUAUUGGUAACCACAAGAGAUGAUCAAAUUGCAAUGAGAAUAGGUGUACAACAUACCCAUCGAGUUGAUCUCAUGUCAGUAGAGAUGGGAUGGGAGCUACUUUGGAAGAGCAUGAAUAUUGAUGAAGAGAAAGAAGUGCAAAAUCUAAGAAACAUCGGGAUUGAGAUUAUUCGUAAAUGUGGCUGCCUCCCUCUUGUAAUCAAGGUGACCGCUGGUGCUUUGGCAAGCAGAGAUCUAACGGAGAAUGAGUGGAAAAAGUAUUUGGGCAAAUAUGUUGGCUCUCAGAGCAUGCUCUUGGAUGAAAUACAAGGAGCUUUGUAUCUAAGCUAUGAUGAGUUAACACAUCGUCUGAAGCAAUGUUUCCUAUAUUGUGCUCUGUAUGCUGAAGAUUCUACCAUUCAACGUAAUCAAGUUACCCGGUUAUGGAUUGCUGAAGGCUUCAUUGAGGAGCAGCAAGGCCAACUACUAGAAGACAUAGCAGAAGAGUACUACUACGAGCUAAUACAUCGGAAUCUCCUCCAACCAGACAGGAUAUUGUUUGACCAGGCUAAAUGCAAAAUGCAUGACCUCUUAAGACAGCUUGCUUUAAAUAUAUCAAGAGAAGAAUGUUUUGUUGGAGAUGUUGAAUCAUUAAGGGGCGAAAAUAUGUCAAAACUGCGACGUGUUACUGCUGUCGCAGCUAAUGGGGAUAUAUUAGUGUUGCCUAGCAUGGAUAAGGUGGAAGUUAAGGUGAGGACUCUCCUAACUGUUUGGGGUCCACGGAACAUUGAGGUUACAUUGUUCAAGAGAUUUCUGCUUCUUCGUGUUUUGGUACUGAAUUGCUCACUUGUACAAAGCAUUCCAGGCUAUAUAGGAAAAUUGAUACAUCUACGUCUACUUAAUCUGGAUUAUACUGGCAUAUCUUGUCUUCCGGAAUCCAUUGGCUCCCUAAAGAACCUUCAAGUACUGAGCUUGAGAUGGUGUGAUGAUCUGCACAGUCUUCCUUUGGCAAUGACCCUGUUGUGCAGUUUAAGAUGCCUUGAUCUUUUUGGCACAAAAAUAAACCAGGUUCCAAAAGGCUUGGGGAAAUUGAAGCUCCUCACUUAUUUAGGAGAUUAUCCUGUUGGUGAUGGAAGUGAUAAUGCUGUUAUACAAGAUGGAUUGAAGUUGGAAGAGUUGUCUUCUUGGUCGCAGAUGAGGUACCUUUCUCUUGUUAAAUUGGAAAGAGCAGCUCACUGCAGUACAAAUACAGUGCUUACAGACAAAAAGCAUCUAAAAACUCUAAUGCUAGAGUGGACUGAACGUGGAGAGGGUUCAUAUUCAGAAGAAGACAUUAGUAAUACUGAGAAGGUCUUUGAGCAGCUAAUACCUCCGCACAACCUGGAAGACCUAUGUAUUUAUGGAUUCUUUGGUACGCGGUAUCCUACCUACUUUGCUACCGCCUAUUUGUCUUCAUUAUUAUACUUGAAACUCACAGAAGUCAAAUCAUGUGUGGAACUACCACCGAUCUGGCAGCUACCCAACUUGAAAUUUCUGAGAAUUGAUGGAGCACAUGCAGUUACCAAGGUUGGACCUGAAUUUGUUGGCUGCAAGAAGGGUGAUGUUGUGUGUAAUGAGUUGGUUGCUUUCCCUAAACUUGAAUGGUUGAUCUUCAUGGAUAUGCCCAACUGGGAGGUGUGGUCUUUUUGUGAGGAAGAAGUUGCUGCUGCUGAACGGAGAGAGGAUGUAACUGCUGAUAUUCGAAAAGAGGAUGCCCCAUCUGCAAAGCUGCGACUGAUGCCUCGUUUGGUGAAUUUGCAGCUCAUGAAGUGCCCAAAGCUGAGGGAUCUCCUGCAACAGCUUGGAAAAGACACCGCUUGUUUGAAGGUGCUCUGUUUAAUAGGACUGGACAACUUGAAGGCCGUGGAGGAUCGCCCAGUGCUCUCUGAGGACCUUGUUAUUUUUAAAUGCGAAGGCCUGGAGAGGAUCUGCAGCGUCCCUGAAGUGACAGAGCUGCGUGUAUUUGGUUGUCCAAACUUAAGCCAUGUAGAGGGUCUGGGCAGUUUGCAGCAGCUGUGGCUGGGCGAGGAUAUGCAAGAGGUCUCUUCCCGGUGGGUGCCUGGGCUCCAAGAGCAGCACCAGCGACUUCUUGGCGAAGAACUGGAUGUCUACACAUGGCGUUAG